AUGGUUGUCAUUGCGCUCAUCACGCGCUACUCGGUGUCGCUCCUCAUGCGUGCGAGCGACCUCGCCGGCGACUCGGCCGCCAAGACGUACGAGAGCCUCGGGCACCACACCAUGGGCAAGUAUGGCACGUACCUCGCCGAGUUUACCUUUAUCUUUGGCGGCUUUGGCACGCUCACGUCGUACUUUAUCUUCAUCACCGACCUCCUCUGUGCCAUCUUUGGCGUGGCGCAUGCGAACCGGGGUUACGUCACGCUGCUCUUUACAUUUGGCAUCAUUUUGCCGCUCUCGCUCAGCCGCCGCCUCGGGAAGCUGCGCCUCUCGAGCAUCCUCGCGACGUGCGCCGUCACGUACGUGGUGUGCCUCUUCUUCGCUGUCUAUCUCGUUGUGUCGUCGUCGGCGUCGUUUACGCCGGUUGCUGUGCCCGCGGUGAACAUUACAUCGACGUCGGUCUACACGGUGACGCUGCUCAUCCAGGCCUUUGCGUGCCACAACACGGCGCUGCCCGUGUACGAAGAGCUCCGCGACCGCAGCCUUGCCCGCAUGAACCGCGCGGUCGUCGGCGCCAUUGCGCUCUCGUUCCUGCUCUACACG
Molecule: messenger RNA, 591 nt
Organism: Saprolegnia parasitica CBS 223.65
Lineage: Eukaryota; Oomycota; Saprolegniomycetes; Saprolegniales; Saprolegniaceae
Exons: 2
Biological process (GO): amino acid transmembrane transport
Molecular function (GO): amino acid transmembrane transporter activity
Source: RefSeq, a predicted model, not a curated record